Molecule: messenger RNA, 2365 nt
Organism: Saccostrea echinata
Lineage: Eukaryota; Metazoa; Mollusca; Bivalvia; Ostreida; Ostreidae
Exons: 12
Coding region: 53-1906 (617 amino acids)
Molecular function (GO): protein binding
Source: RefSeq, a predicted model, not a curated record
AUUCUAAGGUCCAUGAAUCUCUGUCUCAUUUGCUAUACUUGUGCAAAGUGGAAUGGAAAUCGAUCGAGUGACUCAGAGAGACCAGAAAUGGAAAAAAAGUUUAUCUAAUAUAGCUCAGAUAAUGGUUGAUCGUGAACCUCUUCCGCAGGGCUGGGAAGCCAGAUGGGACCCAAAUCGAAAUGCAUACUUUUUCAUUGAUCAUAAUACACGACAAACAACAUGGGUUGAUCCAAGAUUGAAUCCUCAGAGAAAACAAUAUAACAAUCGGUACCAUGGCACCCAACAACCAGCAGAGGUCGUCCACCAAACUGUCACUGACCAAUCAAAUGCCAAGUUCGAGGCCUCAGUCAACGCUCUGCUUAAAGCAUUCCCACAGGCCAAUCAGGAAGUGGUCAGGGCAGUCAUAAAAAGCUGUCAGAACAACCACACAAGAGCCAAAUUGACUCUGAUGUCCAUGGGAUUCAAAGAAACAAAUACUUCUGAAACUGCUAAACAAACUUCUGGAGGAGGGACUCCACAGGGAGAACAAAUGUUGAAUCCCCGCAUACAGCAGCAUACGUCACCUCAAAACCAUCAGGAUGGACAUUAUCAACAAAGCUUUUCAGCCUCUCCCAACCAAAGACGUUCACUUUCUCCUAUUCAAAGACGUUCACUUUCUCCUAUUCAAAGACGAUCACUUUCUCCCAACCAACAGUUCGAUGAUCCAUUGCAGAAUCCAUCUCAAAAUUAUCAGAGGACUUCAAUGUCUUUUAAUCAAGAAAAACACAUAAUUUCUCCAAACCACUCUAACAGAAAAUUAACGCCAAACAAGCAACCGGAGGCAUUACAACAGGAUGAGCACCCAGAUCUACAGCCAAGGCGGCAUUCUUACCAAGUUGCUGCUACAACAACAAAUCAGCAGAAGUAUGUAUCUGCUACAGAAAUGGCAUCUUCAAGGAAAAUUAGCCAUGAUUCUUAUCAAACAAUUCAAAAGCAUAUUCAAGCAGAAGAACACAGGUCCAACAAAGACCCUACCAUAACCACUUUUUCUCAUUCACUUUCCCCAAAGUCCCCAAGCAAACACUCUUCAAUAGACCAAACAUCUACAGUAACUGAAGGCAAUCAAUCUGCAGUGUCACCUUCAGGUCCUAGAAAUCAUAGUUCCCAAUUCAGAGACCAAGAAGUAUCAACUGCUGAGCAGGAGAGACUGAAACAGAGGCUACUGGGUCAGUUUCCAGAAUGUGAGCCUGAAGUUGUGGAGCUGGCUCUGAGUUCUACCAAUUUUAAUGUGUCUGCUACACGUGUUACACUGGAGAAAUGGGAGGGGAGGGUGAAAAGAGAGGAAGAGCAGAGAAGUAGUAAUGAUGAUUAUAAGAAAAGAACCAAAUCUGACAUAACAUCGCCCACCCCUGAUGUUUCCAAAACAACAACCAUUACAGACCAGCCUGAUAACUAUCUUUCUGAUCAGCAAAGCAAUGAAUCUGGGGAAAAUCAACAUUCAGUUAGAAAUGACAACAGCUCUUCAGGAAAAAAGAUAUCUCUGAAAACCUUACUUGUGACAUCUCAAGUUGGGUCUCCUUUUACCAGCUUGAUGAGUAGACUUCCAGGAAUGACAUGUUGUUUUCUCCCUUACAAAUCAUCGACAAACAGUCAAUUCACUUCAAAAGUUGUUACUUCUGACAUAAUUCCACAGUCAUCAUACCGCACAGCGCCACAUGGGCCUAACCCAGCCCUGCCCAAAGGUCCCAAUAAAUCACUCCUAAGCAAGGACUCUGUUCAAGCUACUGGUCCCAACCUGAAGCACAGACAAGGCCCAGAUCCCCACAAUGUUGGGAUGAGGGUUGUUGCAGUUGGCCCAAAUCCUGAUCUAGUGCAGGGUCCUAUCAGUGUACUGAAUGGACAUUCAAUGCUUGUUACUGCUUUGUAAAGGCUGGUAAUUGGAGAGGAAUUGCUGAGCUGUUGGCGUUCUGUGAAAGCAUAUCUGACUGGACGUUCAAUUAAUUGACAUAGAAAUAUGAAUUAUAAACAGAUAUCUGAGAAUCUAGAUGAACUUAUACAUGAAACAGUGCCCUAUAAUAGAGGUACUAUAAGAAAUCAACAUUUUUGAAUGCAUGAUGCAUAUCUUAGGUGUGUAUUUCUUACAGAUUUUCCAACACGUUUCACAAUAUGCAAUUCUAUAUUGCAGUUGAAAUCUAAGGGAAUUUCUUAAAGAUAUCCUUUCUUGUAAAAAUGGUAAAAAUUUAUUUCCUUACUUGUGAUUUUUAACAUUUACAGUUCUUUUAACUACUUCAAAAAAAAAAAAAAAAAAAAAAAAGAAACUGUUCACAUAAUGUUGCAUUUUUCUCACUUAUUAUAGUAGUUUUGUUUGUUGAAUGUCAAUUAAUGU